CAACAAUAACAACAACAACAACAAUGGAUGCUGCUCAGGAUCAUCUGCUCAACAUAAUACGAUGCUAGUACAAAACAGGCAAUAGUAAGGAUUUUCCCUCGCCUUUACAGACAUAUAAACACGUUGCCAUUGAAAUUUUGAAAAAAAUAUGAAAUGACUUCAAAAGGUAAAGAAACUUUUCAACCCGAUUCCGCUGUUCACAUCACUUACGAAGAUCAGCAGAUGAUCAAUAGAUUCGCUAGAUUGAAUGCGAAACUCGAUGACUGCAAAGAUGAAAUUAAACUGAAAGAAAACGAUUUAAAAAGUAUCGAAGAUGCAUGUGACGAAAUUGCUUUAUUUGAUGAAGACGAACAAAUUCCUUACGAGGUAGGAGAUGUUUUCAUAUAUCAAAAUGUAGAGAAAACUAAAAAAUGUUUAGAAGAUACUAAAACGAAGAUUGAAGAAGAGAUAAAAAAUCUGAAAUUGAAAUCAAGCGAAAUUAUAGAAACGAUGAGUGAUCUGAAGUUGGAUCUCUAUGGAAAAUUUGGAAGCCAUAUUAAUUUAGAAGCUGAUGAAGAAUAGUUUUUUUUGUCAGAUUCAUUAAAUUUGUUAUAAAAGUAGAAACAAAUAAAAUAAUAAAAAAAUUGUCAUCGUCCUUGUGCAAAAUGUGCAUUUUAGCU
Molecule: messenger RNA, 659 nt
Organism: Psylliodes chrysocephalus
Lineage: Eukaryota; Metazoa; Arthropoda; Insecta; Coleoptera; Chrysomelidae
Source: the annotation of a GenBank genome assembly